UCUGUCGGUUUCUGCAGCGGGGAAACUCCGUUUUCUUACUGAAAAAAAGAAACCUUUUUGUCUGCCAAAAUAGAAGAAGCUAUAUACAUGCUGUAUCGUAGGUUAGGCUUGUGAGAGCUGGUAUUCAAUUUGAAGUUUUCUAGGUGUUGUUGCUCUGUGCAAGUUUCUGAUAGAAGAUGAGCUCUGCAACUUUCAGCUCCAAUUUUCUUCAAACUGGGUGCCUCAGGAAGGACGGGUUUAACAAUCCGAAGGAUAAGAAGCGAAAUGUAGGGAAGGUGUUUGUUAAAUGUUCCGUGAAUACAAAAACCCAGAAGGCAGAAAAGGAAGUUCGACUUGGUGUUCUUGGAGCCAGUGGUUACACUGGUUCUGAGAUUGUUCGGCUGCUGGCAAACCAUCCUCACUUUGGCAUUACCUUGAUGACUGCUGAUAGAAAAGCUGGACAGUCGAUUGGAUCGGUGUUUCCUCAUCUGGUUUCCCAAUAUCUGCCAAAAAUGGUUGCUGUCAAGGAUGCUGAUUUUUCUGAUGUUGAUGCUGUAUUUUGUUGUUUACCACACGGAACCACACAGGAAAUUAUCAAAGGCCUUCCCAAGAGUUUAAAGAUUGUUGAUCUGUCUGCUGACUUCCGUCUACGAGAUAUCUCUGAGUAUGAAGAAUGGUACGGUCACGCACAUAGAGCACCAGAAUUGCAGAAAGAAGCUGUAUAUGGUUUGACGGAGAUUUCAAGGGAGGAGGUAAAAAGUGCACGCCUAGUUGCUAACCCUGGUUGCUAUCCAACUUCUGUUCAAAUUCCCCUUGUUCCACUGAUUAAGGCUAAUCUUGUUCAACCUAAAAAUAUUAUUAUUGACUCAAAGUCUGGUGUUAGCGGAGCAGGACGUGGUGCCAAGGAGGCAAAUUUGUACACUGAAAUAGCUGAAGGCAUAUAUUCUUAUGGCGUUACCCGUCAUCGCCAUGUUCCGGAAAUUGAGCAGGGACUAUCUGAUGCUGCAAAUUCAAAAGUAACUGUUAGUUUUACUCCACAUCUAAUGCCAAUGAGCCGUGGUAUGCAAUCAACUAUCUAUGUGGAACUGGCUCCGGGGGUAGAAGUCAAGGACUUACGCCAACAGUUGAAGUUAUCCUUUGAGGAUGAAGACUUUGUGGUUUUGUUGGAUGAAGGAAUUGUCCCUCGCACUCAUAAUACUCGAGGAUCUAAUUAUUGUUUCAUCAAUGUCUUUCCUGAUCGGAUUCCCGGAAGAGCAAUAAUAAUUUCUGUUAUUGAUAAUCUUGUCAAGGGAGCUUCAGGUCAAGCCUUACAGAAUCUUAAUGUGAUGAUGGGGUUCCCAGAAAGCACAGGGCUUCUUUAUCAGCCCUUAUUUCCUUGACAUGUUAAUUAAUCACACAUGAGUAAGCAGGUAAUUAAAGAGUAGAAAAGCCGUUUGCAGGAGCUGCGUGACUAUAUCUGGGAGUUUACUUUGGUUAUACAAGUUUAGAAAUAUGUUUUACCUGUUGUAUUUAGAGAUUUUGUAUCCUCUUAAAUGCUAGCCUGUUUGAUUUGAUGGCACUUAAUCAUGAAAUAAUUUUACACCUAUGUCUCGGUCUUACUGUUAUGCCACAGAUAGUCCAAUAAAAUUUACCAUACAA
Messenger RNA from Prunus dulcis (almond), 1617 nucleotides. Its product is annotated as probable N-acetyl-gamma-glutamyl-phosphate reductase, chloroplastic. Lineage: Eukaryota; Viridiplantae; Streptophyta; Magnoliopsida; Rosales; Rosaceae. The transcript is spliced from 14 exons. Gene Ontology annotation, molecular function: NADP+ binding; N-acetyl-gamma-glutamyl-phosphate reductase (NADP+) activity; NAD binding. The record is from RefSeq and is a predicted model, not a curated record. Bases 177 to 1358 code for a protein of 393 amino acids. Gene Ontology annotation, biological process: L-arginine biosynthetic process.